UUUGGAUGGAGAAAAAAAAAAUCUAAUAUCUAAUAUGGUGUCCGUGGUUCACAGCGGUUCACGUCGGAUGUCUAUAUUUUGAGAUAAAAAAAAACGAACGGAGGAAAAAAAACGAAAGAAUUUUCCUCAGUCCGCAGUGCCUAGGAUAAUUCGUUAAUAAUGAAAAUUCGAUUGAAAAAACGGACGUUUUAGAUGUUGAACGCGUAUGUCGCAAGUCGUGGCUUUAAAGUUUCUCGCUCGUAGGUAUACGUUCGAGACACAGAAGACGAAAGAAACGGAGUUUUUUUAUUUCGAUCUAAAGGAGACUCAGGUGGAAAAUACUACAGCGUGUCUUCUCAUACUUUUGUAUCAGACAUUUUAAAGAUUCGGUGUUGUGUCCUCGUUGAAAAUAUUUCGAAAAACGAAACCAUUUGAUUUUGACAUUAUUUUAAAGAGAAAGAGAAAGUACUAUUUUCUCAAAAAAAAUGGAGAACUCGAUAUUGUAUGAUGAAGACGAUGUCACAAGAACGAAAAUCGAUAUCAAAACGGGUAUGGGAAGUGUCCCUGAUAUUGGCACAUUGGAUAUUGUGUCAAGGCUAAGUCCACAACCGCAGGACGAAGAACCACGAAUCAAUGGCUUGCAUCAGGUCAACGGUGUUUGCGAAUCGCCUCAGAGAAACCCAGAAACUAAUAACCUGGCGGCGCAACCUUCAAAUGAGGAAACUAGUCACUUAAACCAAUUGGAAAAGACAAAGUCUUCGUGUACGGAAAAUGAAGAUGCUGACAUUCGAUAUGUCAGCUACACGAGCGAGUUGCAGAUGCCUAAUAUUAUGAAAUUAAUACAGAAAGACCUGAGCGAACCGUACUCUAUUUACACUUAUAGAUAUUUUAUUCAUAAUUGGCCCAAACUGUGUUUUCUGGCAAUGCACGAGAACGAGUGCGUCGGUGCAAUUGUUUGCAAACUGGACAUUCAUAGGAAAGUGAUAAAACGUGGGUACAUUGCAAUGUUGGCUGUGGACGUGAAAUACCGUAAACGCAAAAUCGGUUCAAAUCUCGUGAGAAGAGCGAUAAAAGUAAUGGUUGAGGAUGAUGCGGAUGAGGUCGUCCUUGAAACGGAGAUAACGAACCGACCAGCGUUGAAACUUUACGAGAAUCUUGGCUUCGUUCGUGACAAACGACUCUUCCGUUACUAUUUAAAUGGCGUUGAUGCCUUACGACUGAAGCUUUGGCUCAGAUGAAAUUUGUCUGCGUGUUCAUGCCAAUAGGAACUUAAAUAAUUUCGCGAAAGUUGGAUUAGCGUGUGCGUCAGUGUAUAUCGAUAUUUGUACAUCAACGUACGCGCUGGAAUUCGAUUCUUUGAUAUCCAUAAACGAACGUUAGAGACUUUAUUACCGAAGAAUUUAUCCCAAACGUGCGCACAAAUGAAAAACACAAUGGAGCAACAAAAAAAUCGUUGCGUUUCAACGGCAUUAAGGGAAAAAAAAAACAAAAAAAAAGUAACUGGAAAAAAAUAUAUCUAACACGUCACGGCCGGCCCGAGGUUUGGGAGGGCAAAUUUUGUUUGAAAAUGUUUUAGUAUAUUUUCUUCAACAAAACAUGGUUUAUCGGAGUAACGGUAUUCGGUGAUGGCAAAUGUGUAUUUCUUCAUAUUUUCGAUAAAUUUAUCCGGAAUUAUGUUGAAAAAUUGAUUAAACUGAAAACCUUGAAUAUGAGCUCAUCUUUGUUUUCUUCAGCUAAAUUCUUGCCCAGCUAACUGCUCAUUUUGUAACUGAAUUUCAAUAAUCACUAACUAUUUCCAUUGAUAUCCAUUUUCAGUAAUUCUGCAAGUGUCAUUAAGAGCAGGAUGGAAGUUCAAUUCUUAUCAGGAAAAUUUGUUUUUCUAUAAUUGAUUUAAACUUUCUCUGUGGGGAAGAGAAUUCAAAAUUUCCGAAACACUGAAAGGUUUCGGCGCAUUGCUAAACACUUAAUUGUUGAUCCGUACUUGUUGACUCCAAAGCGUUCAACAAAUCAUGCAAUCCCGAUGCAAACUUUUUCCCCGACGAAAGUUUGAACGAAGAUCUUUGAAAGCAUUGCGGUAAUUUCCUAGUUCACUGACACUCUUCGAGACGAGUUAAAUAAAGAAAAUAUUCCACGUGGGGAUAAUUACUUUCGUAGUAAAGUUUAAGUUCGUAAAUUACGAUCGAUCACAGCUUGAAAAUUUAUAUACAUUAUGAAUUAUAUAAAUAUUAUAUUGCAUGUAUAUAUCGAUUGAUAUUUAUGUAUGCGUGAAUGUACAUUGGGAUUUUCCAUUCGAAAUAUCGUUAAUAUCGAGCCUUAGAAAAACUAAAAAAUUUCAAUUGUUUUAAUACUAUCCCCAUGUUCACAUAAAUCUUUUCUGCGUAAGGGACUGACAAUCUGAAAAAUCGUCCAUCUGAGUUUCCUUGGCACAUUCGUCCUUCAAAUUUUUCAAUAAAUUUUCUCGAGCGUUUCCCCACGAACGGAAUGUUUCAACGUACAUACACGAUCUCGAGGCUCGAUGUUUAUCCUGACAAGCUUGAGUUAACAAUCGAAUUGCGAAUAACAGAGUUUCCACCCUUUUUCGGUCUGAUUCUCUUCUGAUGAGUGAGAAUCGCUCUUGGAGUUGACUCGGUGCACUGAGAUUCUGCAGAAACGGUUAGAAAUAGAAGGAAAUACAGAUCAGACCUUUUUGUGGAGGAAAAACUUUCCUCAGAAAAGUCGUCGACGAAAUGUUUCUUUAUUUGGCGUGCUGGCCCCAAGAACGUCUCGGAACCCGGAACAUUGCCCGAGCAAUCCAAGUUUCGAUCAGCUAGCGUGGCCAAACUAUUGAAAGUAGAAGGAGAACGGGGUUGGGGACUAUUUUGUGGUAAAAUAAGUUCUCCGCAAUAUUCUUCCUCGGCAUUUUCCGCCAGCGCUACCGACAGCAUCCGAAAUAAUAGUCCGAUAACAAAAAGCACGAAGAAACAUGUAUCACUCGUCAGAAGGGGCGCCGAUUAGAAAACGGUGUUCAACUUUCCACGCCGAAUGAAACUCAGAUUUGAUUGCAUUGAUCGUCAAGCCCGAGAUACUCGGCAUGCACAAAUUAUAUGAAAGAUACAAAGAAAUUAAUGGAAUCGAGCAGAAUCUAGAGAUGUUUGUGACUGCGGGCGUCACAUCUCGCCGGGACACGAAAGUAUGAUGCGAUCAAUUCUAUCGUUGCUUAUUUAAACUCGGACAAACUGUCGGGAUAUUGUACAAAUAUAUUAUUGCAACGUGAAUGAAAAAACGAGGAAUAAACACGGUGAAACGAUGGAACACAAUUUUCAGGUGGAUCCAAGAUGAUUAAUAAUCAAACGAAAAUAAACAUUAUCGCAUUGUUCGAUAAUAUCCCGGUGUUCACAACCGAUUAGUUAUGAAUUCAAUGAAAAAAAAAAACGAAGCAAAUUCUCCUCGCUCCCUCUCCAUUUUUCAUCUUCUUCGCCAUGACGGUGUACGUGAUUACUGAAGCGUUGCGUAAACAGAUGCUGGGUGAAUAAAUUAUUUGAAAUGUUGUAACGAACUCAAAGAUGAGCGUGUUAUUUUGAAGAAAACAAACAUCAAAGAACAAUUUUCUUCUUUCUUAUAUUUUAUUUGUUUUUAUGUCGAACAGUUUGGGGAAUAACGUCUUGCAGGAACGAGCGACGAAAAAUAUCGAUAAACAUUUACCGCGUCUUACCCGUUAUGUCGACAUUUGUAUAAAAAAUAAACACAAAAAUGGAGAAAACAUAA
Molecule: messenger RNA, 3723 nt
Organism: Venturia canescens
Lineage: Eukaryota; Metazoa; Arthropoda; Insecta; Hymenoptera; Ichneumonidae
Product: N-alpha-acetyltransferase 30-like
Exons: 3
Coding region: 465-1217 (250 amino acids)
Biological process (GO): N-terminal peptidyl-methionine acetylation
Cellular component (GO): NatC complex
Molecular function (GO): protein-N-terminal amino-acid acetyltransferase activity
Source: RefSeq, a predicted model, not a curated record